GGAUCCGGGGCGGUCCCGCGGCCGUUCCGGUGCCGCCAUGGCCGCCGCUGCGGGGCUGGCGCUGCUGGCGGCGCUGCUGGCGGCGGCCGGGGCCGAGCGGAGCCGGAAGGUGUCCAUGGAGUACAACCCAGGCUGGAACAGCUCCUCGGUGAACCUGCUGCACGUGCGGGCGCUGGGGCCCGAGGACAGCCUGCACUACGUCUGGAGCAGCAUCGGGGCCCCCUCCGUGCUCCUGGUGGCCACCAGCAGCCCCAGCAGUGCCCUGAGGGUCAACUGGACCCAGCUGCUGUCCCCCAACCCUGCUGGAGCCGUCUGGAUCGAGCCUCCCGACAGCGUGGUCUACGCCACGGCCGUGGUUUUCACCAAGCUCUUCGAGUUCAGCCAGGCCAGAAAUCCUUCGGGGGAGCUCUUCUACCCCGCCUAUGACCUGUCUGAGUUCUCCUGGGACAGCCUCAGCCUGAACCGCACGGCGCUGACGGCCGAGCUCCGCGGGGCCCCGGCCACCGACCCCGGCGGGGCCUUCGCCAACGGCAGCCUGGCAUUCCGGCUGACCGCCUACGCCUCCCCGGGCCGCUCGGGGCGGCUGCCGCGGCUGCUGCACAGCGCGGAGAGCUCCCAGCUGGAAUUCCUGCUGGCCGGGGUGGCUCCCCGCGGGAACGGCUCCCGCUUCCUGCUGGAACUGGCCACGGUGGAGGCGCCGGGGGCUGCUCGGAGCCUCCGCUCCCACCGAUCCAUCGACGACGAGUACACCCCCAGCAUCUUCCAGGUGCUGUCCCUGCUGGCUCAGCCCCACAACAGCAGCUCCGUUUUGGGAUUCCUGCAGUGGAAAGCCACGGCCUAUGGCUCACCCAGCCCCCGGCGUGAGGAUGGCAUCCAGUGCAGGGCUGGGGGGCUGCAGGUGGCCAGCGGGACCCUGCCCAUGGCCAGCGUGGUCCAGGCUUAUUUUGGGGAGAGUUUGGGCAGCAGCUGCACCAUCAACGCCCUCAAUGUGUCCUUUGGGGGUGAGGAGGGAGAGGUGUACCAGGAGAAGAGGUACCUCAGCUGGUCGGUGCUGCUGGGUUUCGGGGAGCCCCCCAGGGACACCUUCUCCCCCCUGGUGAUCUCCAUCGCGGCCGUGGCGCUGGGCACCCCGCUGGCCAUGCUGCUGCUGGGCAGCUGCCUGCUGCUGCUGGCACGGAGGCGACGCUACUCCGAGUACGAGCCCAUCAACUGAGGGGGCACCGAGACCCCCGGGAUCCUCCACUUCCCUUCCCAGUAUGAGCCCAUCAACUGAGGGGGCACCGAGACCCCCCGGGAUCCUCCACUUCCCUUCCCAGUACGAGCCCAUCAACUGAGGGGGGCACCGAGACCCCCCAGGAUCCUCCCCUUCCCUUCCCGGCUCCUCCUUCCCCUGGGAUUCCCGGAUUCCCUGCCCGGGAAUGGCCGUGGCUGCUGCUGCUGCUGCCACCUCCUCUGCCCCCCGAGGGGACCAGGGUGACAUUUUCAGCUGCCACCUCCUCUUCCACCUCCUCUGCCCCCUGAGGGGACUGGGGUGACAUUUUCAGCUGCCACCUCCUCUUCCACCUCCUCUGCCCCCCGAGGGGACUGGGGUGACACUUUCAGCUGCCCAGUGCUGCUGCCAUCCCCUCUGCCCCCCGAGGUGACACUUUCAGCUGCCACCUCCCCCCACUUUGUGUCCUGCUCCUUCCCACUCCCUCCCCAGAUUUUUCCUGAUCCAUGCAGCAAAGGGAAGCGUUGGGGGGGAGUUUGGUCAGGAAAAUCUUCCCCUUCCUCCUCCUCCUCCUCCUCCUCCUCCUCCUCCUCCUCCUCCCAAGGGAUACAACCACUGCUGGCCAAGGACUGGCUCCAGUGCCACUUCCAGGGGUGGGGAGCAGCUCCACUCCUGCUCCCAGCACAUCCCAGCUCCUCCCUGCUCCACCUUCCCGCUGCUGUGCCGGCCUGGGACACGAGGGACACCCAGUGCCACGUGCCAGCAGCUGCUGAAGCUCAGGUGUGUCCUGUCAGGCCAUGGAGAGCUGGUCCAGCUGGGAAUGUGCUCCUGGAUACCCACCAGAUGCUGCCCAGCUGGGGCGAGCGUGGCCUGUGGCUCCUCGAGGUUCUCAGAGGGAUCUGGGGCUGAGUUGGCCAUCACUGACUCGUCUUCAACCAAAUAAAGUGGAUUUCUGACUUGUCUUCAACCAAAUAAAGUGGAUUUCUAGACACA
Taeniopygia guttata (zebra finch) is the source of this 2203-nucleotide messenger RNA. It is a transcript of the gene GLMP, whose product is annotated as glycosylated lysosomal membrane protein. NCBI's taxonomy places the organism in Eukaryota, Metazoa, Chordata, Aves, Passeriformes, Estrildidae. The record is from RefSeq and is a predicted model, not a curated record. Gene Ontology annotation, cellular component: lysosome.